This is a messenger RNA of Paramecium tetraurelia, 2790 nucleotides long. RefSeq lists its product as uncharacterized. The transcript has 2 exons. Gene Ontology annotation, cellular component: cytoskeleton. Lineage: Eukaryota; Ciliophora; Oligohymenophorea; Peniculida; Parameciidae. The record is from RefSeq and is a predicted model, not a curated record. Gene Ontology annotation, molecular function: guanyl-nucleotide exchange factor activity; phosphatidylinositol binding.
AUGAGAGUGGGUGGAAAUGGUGCUCUUGAUACCUCUGUUACAAAAACAAAAAAGAAAGAAACAUACAAUUCAUAAAUUGAUCACUCUUACAAACCUAAAUAAUAGAUGACAUAAGCUAAUAUAUAGAAGAGGAAGGAUCUUGCUGCUAAAAAGAUAUUCAGAUUUUUGUACAGAAUUUAUAAAUAAAAAGAGAAAUAACAUAGAUAUAGAAAAUUUAUAAUUGAAGAGUUGAUAAAUACAGAAAGAAAUUAUGUACAUGAUUUAAGAAUUCUGAUUGUCAUAUAAAGUCAAGUUAAGCAAUGGUUAAAUAAAUAAUAAAUUGAAAUAAUAUUCAAUAAUCUCCAAUAAUUGUAUGAUUUAAAUAAUCCUUUUCUUUAAGAUUUAGAAGGAUUUCUUCCUUACAAAAGAUUUAAAUUAUUAGGUCCUAUAAUUAAAGGUUUAGCUCCAUUUUUUAAAGUUUAUUUCACAUUCUAUGAAGGUUUUAAUAAAUCUAUGGCAACGCUUAAAUAAUGUAUAAGUUAAAAAGAAGAUUUAAGAAAAUUCCUGAAAAAUAUGACAGAACAAAAGGAAUAUCAUCAUUAAGAUAUUGAGAGUUAUUUAAUUAAACCAGUCUAAAGAAUUCCAAAAUACAACUUACUUUUAGAAGACCUUAUAAAACAUACUGAAAAAGCGCAUCCAGAUUAUUAAAAUUUAUGUGACUGUUUGGAUUUAUUUAAAAAAAUUAAUGAUGACAAUAACAAAAAUAUGGAAUAAUUUCUGUCGAGUAAAUUGUUUGAUUUGGAAAAAUGGUUUGGAAGUAAACUGAAUUAAAAAUUAGUAAAUUCGAAAAGAAAAUAUAUUACCGAACUUUUAACAACCAUUUUAGAUUAAAAUAAUAGAGUUAUCAAUGUCACAGCUUUUAUUCUAAGUGAUUUAAUUAUUAUUGCAGAGAGAUAAUUGCAUUAAUAUCAAUAUGUUUAGAGUGUGUUUUUGGAUGAACAAAGUGGAUGUUUAGAUGUAGAAAAUUAAUAACAUCUUUAAAAUAUAUACAUCCUUUAAGGAAUGAACGGUUAAUCAAUUACGUUUAUAGAACAAACACCAAAUGAUAAAAUUGAAAAAAUGGCUAAAUUACUAAAGAUAAUUCAAGAAUGCAAAGAGAAAUCUAAAUAUACAUUUUAAAGAUUAGCAUCUCGCCAAGGGUCUGAGAUAAAAGUCUAAUUGAAUAAGAUCAAAGUAACAGCUUUAGGCCUUGAUGAAAGGCAAGAGAAUUUAAGUAGUUAUAAGGUAUAUAUAAUUGAAGUUGGGAUAGAUGAAGUUUUUUAAAAACUAUUCUUAAGAUUUAGUUAAUGCAUUAAGAUCUAGGAUUAUAUUAAAAAGAAAUAUCCAACAAUCCAACUACAUUUUUUAAAAUAAAGUACAACUUUAAGUCUAUUGAAUGAUUAGAAGGAAAUUGAAUCAAGGAUGAUUGCCAUACCACUUUUUGUUUCAUCACUUCUAAUGUCAGAAUUAGCAAGAUAAGAUCCUUAAAUUUUGAAAGACUUAGGUUUACCAGAGAAUUUUUAUGAGUUACCUUCUUAAGCUGAUAAAUUUAGAAAUCAAAGAAAUGGCACUCAAAAAGGGCCAGAUAGAUUUAGUUAUGUUUCUCCCACUAGAACAUUAAUUAAAACAGUUGACUAUGGGAAUGAUUAACAUUCUAUAUAGAACAAUUAAUGUAACAGAAGAUUAUUGAGUGCAUCCUCUAUGAUAAGCAGAAACAUAACGUUAGUAGAAGAAAAGAAGAAAAAAAAAGAGAAGGAUGUAAUUUAAAUACUAGUAAAUCAUGCGAUACCAAAGGAGAAGCCAUGGGAGUUCAAUAUACAGAAUAAUACAAAAGUUCUACACGUUUUAGAUUAGAUUUAAAAGAUAAUGGAAUUGCAAUAAAUCUAUGACUUUAAAUUAUACAUAUAUGACAAUAAAUCUCGUGUGAAAAUCUUGUAAAAUGACGAAAACAUAUGUGAUUUAUUUGGAGAUAGCUUUAUUUUUGCUAAAAAAAAAAAAGAACUUUGGUUCAAGAAGUUCUUAUAUUUGGAUUUGGAAUAUGAGAAAACCUUGCUAUAUUCUGAUGCUACUAGAAUGAAGCUUUUGUAUUACUAAUUAGUAAAAGAUAUCUAGAUUUCGACAUUCCCAUUCCCAACUUAAAAUUAAUAUAUUAAAUUAGCUGCCAUUCACUUAUAUUUAUAAAACUGCAAUCUCUCAUAUGAUAUCAUUCAAUAAAUUGUUCCAUCUGCAAUUUUAUAACUUAAGCAAAGAGAAUAUUGGAAUUGUGUUGUGACCCAAGAAUUUAAAGAGUUUAAGGCUAGUAUUGACAAUACAUAAUCAACAAUGGUCGAAAUAAGUGAGCCAGAAGAAAUAGCUAAGGUUAAAUCUAAAGGUAUCUUUUCAUCAUUCACUCAAUCAGUUCAAACAUAAUUUUCAUAAAUCGAAAAUAUAAAUAUUGAUUUAACAAAAGCAAUGAUUCAAUUUAUUUCGGAAUGCUUGAGGAAUGAUUUUUGCAUUUAAUAAUUAUUCCAAGUAGUGUGCAAAGAGGCAUUAUCAUAAUUUGGGGAAUAGAACUUGGUUCUUGGUGUUAGUUAUCAUGGAAUUAGACUCUAUAGUAGUUCUAAAGACAGAAUAUGGGAAAAAAUUGAACAACCCCAAUCUUUUAAUGUUUUUCCAGGGUCUAUUGAAAUUGGAUUUAAGGGAAGAAAGCUGAAAUUUGAAACAAAUUAAGGAUUCUAAAUCUAAUCUUUGUUUGAUGAAUAUUAAGCACUCAAAUCAUCGAAUUAAGAAUGA